AUGGAGAAGAGUAUUUGUGUAUCUUGGUCCAAAACUUUAGGGAAUAUGAAUUCACCAGGUAGAGUCAGGACCCAGGGCCUCAGAAUAUGCACUUUUGACGAGGUCCUAGCGAUUAAUGAAAAGGUGGUGCUUCGUGCUGAGGAUCUACUCUCCUGGGUCUGUGAUGGAGGAGGCUGGAGGUGGGGCAUCCGGGCCGUUUGGAAGGAGGCUUGUGCCCCCCCUGCUGAGACUAAGCUGACAUCUCCCCUUCACCUUACAAAACUGGAUUUCAGCGAUGUGGAGAAAGAGAAAAGUACUAUGUCUCUGGAUGCAGACAUCCCCGGAGUUGUGGUGUUCUCAUACCCGCGUUACUGCAGAUACAGAGCGAUUCUUGCCCGUUUAGAGGGUAUCCAAGCUGACUGGUUGAGAGACUCCCUGGUGGCCGCUUUGGGAGGGUAUGCGGCACCCACAAAUAACACUAGGAUAUUGUAUUGUAAGGACACCUUCGAAUACCCAGAACUAGAAGGUCAUGAGUUCGUGUGUAACCAUCUAGCGCCAAAGAUGAAGGGACGGCCGCGUGGGCGGCGGCGAGCGCGGGCACGCGACCGUGACCACGAUCCUGACAGUGACCGUGACUCGCGGUCAAGUGAUAGUGAUGCUGCGUCUCCAUCGGAUCCUAGGAUACAACGGCGGGUGUCUCUUCGAAUUGGUGCAGACAAGCCGAGUGAAGAUGAUGAAGGAGGAAGGGAGAAAGAGAAGGACGAAGCGUUCCUUCUAGAACUUAGGGAGUUUUAUAAGGAAGACGUUAAUAUUGUACACACCAAGUAUAAUUAUAUAUCACUACGAAAAUUGUAUUCACGCGUGAAGUCUUACGGCGGCUACGAGACGGUCUGUCGAGGGAGGAUAUGGUGUUUGAUAUAUGAAGGAAAACUAGCGCCGAGGGCAAAGAAAUUAUAUGAAAGAUACCUCUUGCCUUUGGAAAAGCACCAACGCCGCCAAAACUCCCGGCUCCUGCCGAAAAUCAACGGCAAAAUAGACGAUAAAACCAUAGACACAAUAGACGUCACAGAGUCGCCUCUACGUGACAUAGACAAACCCAUAGACAAAGCAGACAAACGACUGCGCACGCCGUCGCCCAAAGACAAAAUUAUUCUAGACAAUGAAACUGGUGAAAUAUUAAAAGACGAAAUUAAUGUGACUUCGAAACCGGCUGAAGAGCUGAACAGGGAGUUUCUAGAAGCUAUAUCCAAGCAGAAGGAGACGGAGGAGAGGGAAGAGAAGGAGAAAGUGAAGAUUUCAGUGAAGCCCGUAGAGAAAUUGAUUGAAAAGGAUGAUAAGGGUUUUCUGAAUGAAUUGACGCAAAAGUUGCAUUUGGGCAACACUGACACCACAAUAUUAAAAGAGCUGUCGGACGCGCAGAGCAGUGUUGCCAGCAACGCGCUAACUAGCCUAUCGUCACUGAGUGAGAAGUACGCUGUUAACGGACAAAUGCCCGCGCUGGGAAUAGAUCAGCAAAAAUCACGACCGGUGGGGCGAAGCUCCCUUCGCGCAGUUCGAGUUAAGCCCACGAGACCGCAACUGCCGUCCAGUACCCCCCCCCAAUCAUCAGUGACGGAAACUUCACCGCCUCCACCAGCGCCCUUGACCAACUUCGGGAUCCAUCACCCCCCUGCCCCUCCCAGACAAGUGCCCCUCAAAACUACAUCACACAGUGAUGACGAAAUCGUUGAGGUCCCAUACAUACCAAAAACACCAGAAAUAAUAGACCUAGAUGAAUACCCCGAAAGCCCGCAAGGUGUUAAGAAGAAAAAACUAGAUAUUCUCAAAGAGAGGGGGUUAGAAGUGACGGCGAUACCCCCUGCACCCAUUUGGCCUCAAGUGUUAGCGACCCCCAUAGCGCCCCUCAUAAAUCCUACCCCCGUUAUACUAAAUCCUGCGGUACAACACCAAAUCAUGACGCAAGCGCAGCUGUUCCAAAUGUACAAUAUUAUACCUCCGACUUACAACAAUGGCGCUGUACCUCCCAGAGUUAUCCAAGCGACUAGUGCGUUCGGGACGUCGGGCCCCGAAAAAACAGUCUACGGCAACCCAAAGGACCCGUUCAUGCCGCCCCCACACGUCCUACAAGGCACCCCCAUCAAACCCCAAAGAAGCAUACAAGUUACCGGACCAACCCCCCAAGAUAUUCUGGAUCUUACGUGCAAAUCUCUGUCUCCCCCACCGCAGAAACCAGCUGUGGAAAUUGUCAGAGUACCCCCACAAUCGCCCUCAAGAACACCAACUCCACAAAACUUAUCCAAAAACUACACUCUGGUGGAUGGAAAAGCCGUAGUCGGCUCCAAUUUAGAAAUAACUCUAGUUAACCCCAAAACGCCAACGCCGCCAAAACGACCCCCACAAAAGCGGUCUUCGAACGGCAAAUUCAUCUCGACAAAGACGCCGACGCCCCCCAAAGACUACACGAAACCAUUCCCGCCCCCGUCCCCAUCGGGGGUCAAAAAACCCCCAAUAGUAGUACCGAAUUAUCAAAUUUCCCGCGACGAUGUCUCACCAACGAGUUCUACGGGGUCCAAGGAGUCCCAAAACAGUGUUCAGAACAAUUUAGCUAACGUAUUUAAGGGGCAGAAUUUGACCCAAAUGAUGGAUAUGCAGAAGAAUGUGCCCCUGACCCCUUUUAUGGACCCCAUGUAUAUGAACGCGUUUUAUAGCAGUCUGGGACAAAUGGACCAGCGUCAAUUGGCUCUCUAUAGAGACUUUAUGGCGAAUCAGUUUAGGGGAUAUUCGGGUUUAUUGAAUAUAGGAACGCCGACAACGAAAAAUUAG
Pieris macdunnoughi is the source of this 2802-nucleotide messenger RNA. The record is from the annotation of a GenBank genome assembly. Lineage: Eukaryota; Metazoa; Arthropoda; Insecta; Lepidoptera; Pieridae.